This is a messenger RNA of Nakaseomyces glabratus, 1488 nucleotides long. It is a transcript of the gene GLK1, whose product is annotated as GLK1. The record is from RefSeq and is a predicted model, not a curated record. NCBI's taxonomy places the organism in Eukaryota, Fungi, Ascomycota, Saccharomycetes, Saccharomycetales, Saccharomycetaceae. Gene Ontology annotation, biological process: carbohydrate phosphorylation; glucose 6-phosphate metabolic process; glycolytic process. Gene Ontology annotation, molecular function: glucokinase activity; D-glucose binding; fructokinase activity. Gene Ontology annotation, cellular component: cytosol; mitochondrion.
AUGUCUUUCGAGAACUUCCACAAAGCUACCAGCGAGCAAUUGACUAAAGCCGUUGAUGAACUAUGUAAAGAGUUCGAAGUCACUCCAAAGAUGUUGGAUGAAUUAACUGCUUACUUCAUUGAAUCCAUGGAAAAAGGUUUGGCUGCUGAGGCUGACUCUGAGAACAAGGGUUUGCCAAUGAUCCCAUCUUUUGUUACUGGUAUGCCAAAUGGUACCGAAAAUGGUGUUUUGUUGGCUGCUGACUUAGGUGGUACUAACUUCCGUGUCUGUUCCGUUACUUUGAAUGGUGAUAACACUUUCAAGAUGGAACAAAUGAAGUCUAAGAUUCCAGAUGAAUUGUUAGACGACGAAGGUGUUACUUCUGAGCAAUUGUUCGGCUAUCUAGGUCGUAGAACUGUUGCAUUUGUAAAGAAGUACCAUCCUGAAUUCUUGAACAAGGGUGAUGAUAUCCCACCAAUUCGUUUGGGUUUCACCUUUUCUUACCCAGUCGAUCAGACUUCCUUGAACAGUGGUACUUUGAUCAGAUGGACCAAGGGUUUCAAGAUUGAGGAUACUGUCGGUAAGGAUGUUGUUCAAUUAUACCAACAACAAUUGGAUGCUCAAGGUUUGGGGAUGAUUAAGAUUGUCGCUAUGACUAACGACACAGUCGGUACAUUCUUAUCUCAUUGCUAUGCUUCUGGUUCCCAUUCAUCAUCUGGUGGUGAAAUUUCUGAACCUGUUAUCGGCUGUAUUUUUGGUACUGGUACCAAUGGUUGUUACAUGGAAGAAAUUGAGAACAUAAAGAAACUUCCAGAAGAUAUGAGACACCAAUUGGCCAAUGAAGGUAAGACCCAUAUGUGUGUUAACACUGAAUGGGGUUCUUUUGAUAAUGAAUGCAGAUAUCUGCCAACUACCAAGUACGACGUCGACAUCGACCAAAAGUACUCCGCUAACCCUGGUUUCCACUUGUUUGAAAAGAGAGUUUCUGGUAUGUACUUGGGUGAAGUCUUGAGAAAUGUUUUGGUGGACUUACACAGCCGUGGUUUAAUGCUAACUCAAUACCGCGACUACGACCAAUUACCUCAUCGUUUAAAGACUCCAUUUGAGCUAUCUAGUGAAGUCCUAUCCCGUAUUGAAAUUGAUGACUCCACUGGUUUGCGUGAAACUGAAUUGUCUUUCUUGCAAUCAUUGAGACUUCCAACGACGCCAUCUGAACGUGAAGCUAUUCAAAAGUUGGUUCGUGCCAUUUCUCGUAGAUCCGCUUAUUUGGCCUCUGUUCCAAUUGCUGCUAUCCUAAUCAAGACUAACGCUUUGAACAAGAGAUACCAUGGUGAAGUUGAAGUUGGUUGUGAUGGUUCUGUUAUCGAAUAUUACCCAGGUUUCAGAUCAAUGUUGAGACAUGCCCUAUCCUUGUCUCCAAUCGGAGCUGAUGGUGAGCGUAAGAUCCACAUUAGAAUUGCCAAGGAUGGUUCUGGUGUCGGUGCAGCAUUGUGUGCAUUGGUUGCCUAA